CCGCCGGCUCGUUGCAGCGCAGCGCCGCCGCUCAUCUCCCUCGCAGCGCCGCUCAGGCUCGGUGCCUCAGCGCAGAUCUUCUGCUCCUUCCCCCACUCGCGCUCAGGCUCGGUCCCAAGGAUUGGAUCUUCCGCGCGUCGGCGGCUCCCCCUCGGCGGCGUCCAGCGACGGAGGGGCAGUCCCAGGCUCGGCGACGGCGUCGGCGGCUCCCCUCACCUUCUCUCGCCAGUCGCCUCGCGCCCUCGCCUGCGUCCUCCGCGCACCGGCCGACGACCCUGCGGUGAUUCAAGUACUGUGCUUUCACCAAGAUGUCUGACGGUCAGGAAACUGACAAGAACAUCGAAAUUUGGAAGAUCAAGAAGUUGAUCAAGGCAUUGGAAGCUGCUAGAGGCAAUGGCACCAGCAUGAUCUCUCUGAUUAUGCCACCACGUGACCAAAUUUCCCGUGUGACCAAGAUGUUGGGUGAUGAAUAUGGUACUGCUUCAAACAUUAAGAGUAGAGUCAAUCGGCAAUCUGUUUUAGCAGCCAUCACCUCAGCUCAGCAGAGGCUGAAGCUGUAUAACAAGGUUCCCCCAAAUGGACUUGUUCUCUACACUGGAACAAUUGUUACUGAAGAUGGCAAGGAAAAGAAAGUUACUAUUGAUUUUGAGCCCUUCAGGCCUAUCAAUGCAUCCCUGUACCUUUGUGACAAUAAGUUCCACACUGAAGCUUUGAAUGAACUCUUGGAAUCUGAUGACAAGUUUGGCUUCAUUGUUAUGGAUGGUAAUGGAACUCUUUUUGGUACACUGAGUGGCAAUACUCGUGAAGUGCUUCACAAAUUCACUGUUGAUCUCCCAAAGAAGCAUGGUAGAGGAGGACAGUCUGCUCUUCGUUUUGCUCGGCUUCGAAUGGAAAAACGUCAUAAUUAUGUCCGAAAGACAGCUGAACUUGCUACACAGUUUUUCAUCAAUCCAGCUACCAGUCAGCCUAAUGUUGCUGGACUUAUAUUGGCUGGUUCUGCUGAUUUUAAGACAGAACUGAGCCAAUCUGACAUGUUUGAUCAGCGUCUCCAGGCCAAAAUACUUAAUGUUGUUGAUGUUUCAUAUGGUGGGGAGAACGGUUUUAACCAAGCUAUUGAGUUGUCAGCUGAAAUUCUUGCAAAUGUGAAGUUCAUACAAGAGAAAAAGCUGAUUGGAAAGUAUUUUGAAGAAAUUAGUCAAGAUACAGGAAAGUAUGUGUUUGGUGUUGAUGACACACUCAAAGCUCUUGAAAUGGGUGCUGUGGAAACACUGAUAGUGUGGGAAAACCUUGAUGUCAACAGAUAUGUGCUUAAGAAUAGUGCAACUGGAGAAACUGUUAUCAAACAUCUGAACAAAGAGCAAGAAGCUGACCAGAGUCAUUUCCGUGAUCCGUCUACCAAUGCUGAGCUGGAGGUUCAGGAGAAAACCUCACUCUUGGAAUGGUUUGCCAAUGAGUACAAAAAGUUUGGGUGCACACUUGAAUUUGUUACCAACAAGUCUCAAGAAGGAUCUCAGUUUUGCAGAGGAUUUGGUGGCAUUGGUGGCAUGUUGCGCUAUCAAUUGGACAUCCGUUCUUUUGAUGAGCUUUCUGAUGACGAGGGUGUCUAUGAAGACUCUGAUUAAGCAAACGCCAUUCAUAUGGCUGUGCUGGACCCUGGAUAUGCAAUUGCUAGUUUUGUUCUUGAAAAAAGUUUGUUUGAUUAUUCAGUUUUUGAGGAUAGUACUACUUAAGACACUUGCUUUGUUUCCUCUGCUGCAGCUUACAAUUGCAAUGUCAAGCACAUCAUUACAAUCUGGUUGAUACCUCAUGUCCUGUUGUUAUGUAGACAUUGGCUCUGUCCAAGGUUUGAUUUUUUUGGCAAAUGCUCCAGUGACAGUACUGCAAAUGUGUCUAUUUAAGUUUCAUCUAUUGUACUCCUUUGGCGACCAUGCUUGUUACUGGUCAUGGUGCAACGAAUCAUCUACAUGUUUCCACAAAGUUGGCUA
Messenger RNA from Sorghum bicolor (sorghum), 1985 nucleotides. RefSeq names its product eukaryotic peptide chain release factor subunit 1-3. Gene Ontology annotation, cellular component: cytosol; translation release factor complex. Gene Ontology annotation, biological process: cytoplasmic translational termination. NCBI's taxonomy places the organism in Eukaryota, Viridiplantae, Streptophyta, Magnoliopsida, Poales, Poaceae. The record is from RefSeq and is a predicted model, not a curated record. The transcript has 2 exons. Gene Ontology annotation, molecular function: sequence-specific mRNA binding; translation release factor activity, codon specific. Bases 309 to 1622 code for a protein of 437 amino acids.